AUGGAUCUUCGAGCGAAGUAUUUAUCUUAUAUCUCACGCAUCAACUCAGGCCAAUCUGCCUCUGGUGGACUCUCCGAGUUCGUUAAUGAGGGUGUCGUCCACAAUGACUCAGCGCCAAUGUCGGUGGACGAGUAUGCAAAGAUCAUUACCGAUUCUCAAAGAGACCUUCCAGGAUUAUUCUUCGAGGUCGACAUGCUGGUAGUCGAGGACGAUGCGAGCCAUCAAGCAACAGAAGGUGACGGUUCUGUCGCUGCCAUCAUCAAGUUGACGUACAAUCCUACGCCGACCACGUGGGAAACUUUUCGUGAACAUGUCUUCUACCGGCUUGAGCAUGGGAAGAUCUCGAGGGUUUGGAGUGUCCUGGACGGUGCAGGCUUGAAGUGGAAGGAAAAAAGGGAUGCAUUGGAACAGUAA
Molecule: messenger RNA, 414 nt
Organism: Exophiala viscosa
Lineage: Eukaryota; Fungi; Ascomycota; Eurotiomycetes; Chaetothyriales; Herpotrichiellaceae
Exons: 1
Coding region: 1-414 (137 amino acids)
Biological process (GO): polyketide metabolic process
Source: RefSeq, a predicted model, not a curated record